Molecule: messenger RNA, 1428 nt
Organism: Symbiodinium sp. CCMP2456
Lineage: Eukaryota; Dinophyceae; Suessiales; Symbiodiniaceae
Source: the annotation of a GenBank genome assembly
AUGUUCGAGCAGUUUAUUAGAGCCAAUGGGGACAAGGACCAAUUUGUUCGGCGCUUCAGGCUGAAGAAGGUUUCCGAGAAAACGAACGAGUUGGACGAGGAGGGUGGGUACUAUACUCCUGAGGAAAUGAAGAAGCUCUUGAGCUACUCCCAGAGCCGGGCCGACCAGACGGUGGCAUGGUGCAAUGACCCUGCCAACGGGGAUGAUCUUGUUUUGACGGACUUAGUCGACAAGAGCAUCAAGUUUUAUUGGUGCCGCACACGUGUGAAAGGCCUCAAGCGCUUGAGGCAGACACAGACUGCUGAGGAGACAGCAGAGGCUGAGGGCUCUGGCCCCAUGAUGCUUAGUGGCAUGGAUAACAACGCCUGCACCCCUGCAACCAUGGGCCUCCGAACCGCUGCCGAUGUUGAAGCUUUGAAGAGUGAGACGGACAAGCUUGAGAUCCAGCAGAAGGAGCUUCUCUCGGUGCAGGAGAAAACAUCUAAUCUGUUGGACAAGUUGAAACUGGUUUCCCCGGACAAGAAAGAACGUGCGGAGGAGCUUCGCCCCAAGCUGCUAACGAUGUCCAAGACAUCUGAAGCACUUUAUGAGAAAAUGGUUGAUGCCUUGGCCAAGAUCAGUACCAAGCAGUUGGACCCCGAAGCCACCGAGGGUGCCAAGCUCGUGCUGGAGCUUACAACGGAGGGCAAGCCGACUCUUCGCAAGCCGCCGGUCAAGAAGAAGGAAGAGGCUAGGCUCUGCAUGCUGCCGGCAACAACCUUGAAAGGACCCGGUGAUGACCUCUUCGAUGAAAGACCUGCUGUGGCUGAACGACAAGAAGCAGAUGAUGACAGCUACAAGCAGCUGGACCUCUUCAAACCGUCGGUCCGUGAUUUGCCACGACUCCGGGAGCUAUUGCUCCAAGGCCUCGGCAAUGAUGAUCGUGUGAAGCUCUGCCUGCCACGACCUUUGCUGAGUGCAGGCAAAGCUCUGCACUCCAUUAGGGAAAGGGUUGCUAAUAUCCUUCAAUUAGGGCCCACUGUCUUUAAGAUCGGCCUUACUGGUGAUCCAUUGUUCCGCUUUUACAAAGUGCCUACGAGGACAAAUGCAUCAGCAGGCUAUCGUUAUGAUAUAGACCAGUAUGCAGAAAUGCAAGUACUGUUUGCAGGGGCCACGUGGGAUGAAGCUUCCUUAAUGGAGGCUGUGCUAAUUGCCGAGUUUCAGGGCCGGCCUGGUAAUCGCAAUAUCAAUCCUGGGGGUGAGGGGCGGCAAGUGUUUGACCCGCCAUACUUCACAUACAUUGUGUUCAAGUCGGCCCUGGUUGCACCGAAGCGACAGCGCCUUUAUGCUGCUGGGGGGAAACAGAGUGCAUCAUGUCCUAUGGCAUCACUCAGUUGCAAAGUUGAGGUAGGCAGUCUUGCUGGUGUGAACAUGUACCCCACCCGAUAA